GCUGUCGAGCCGAACGGACUGUUAUCAAAUUUUGUGACUCAUAAACACUAGUGAACAUUAAACAGAACUGCAAGUAAAGAAAACGUUUGAUUAAACGAUGAGCGAAGAACCGUUACAAUACAUGCCAAUGGAAAGAUGGGAAGAAUUAGAGAAGGUUUUUGCAACAGAUUGGCCUCGUAGCAUCUCAGCGCAAGCGGCCUUACAAACGCAAAAACAACUUGAGACACUUGGCCUUGGAUACGGGUUCAAGGCAUAUUGCCCAUACGGAGAUCCACAGAACGGGAUUGUCGCAAUGAAUAAAAAGAAUAAUUUCAAUGAGAUAAUCGUUUACUGUCCACCUGAUAGCAUUACGAAAUUGGAAAAUUGUCUGUUGUCAACUAAAUUGAUAGAGUGGAGACGGCCCCUAACGAUACCUUUUCUACCAGUAUAUAUAUUCAACAGAAUUGAAAGAAUUGCGCCAACUGUAAACGUGGAAAUCGAGAGUGAGGCCCUUCAUCCACCUUACCAUGUCGUAUUGCUGGACAAGAAGACGCCAUUAUUUGAAAAUAUUACAAUUCCAGAAGACAUCACUUUCGAUUUGCUUAAGGAAGAUCAUGUGGAUACAGUCGACAGUGUCUGGAUAAAUCGUUACGAAGGGUCAAAAAGCCUAUUUAAACUAUUAAUCAAAGCCAAGUCCGGAUAUGGAUUAUUUAAAAACAAUGCACUAAUAUCUAGUGUCUUUAUAAACGAAGUGGGAUCAUUCACUCAUAUGUAUACGUUCGAAAACUACAGGAAUAGAGGCUACGGAAAAACUUUAUUGAAACUGGUUUGCAAUGAAAUGUUGAAAGGGCAAAAACAUGUGUUUGGUUACUGCGAUAAAGGAAACACGCUUGCUCUUAAGAUGUACAAUCAUCUAGGAUUUCAGGCCUUGCAUACGGAGAAGGGAACCUUGAGCGCCAAAGGCUAUGGAAGUGGGACUGGAUCCAAGAUCCUUACCAUACACGAAGCCCAGGGACAAACAUGCAAGAACACCUGCAUCAUAAGAACCAAGGGGAUUCGAACGAAACUGCACGACAGCAUCCCGCACGCCGUGGUAGCUGUGUCUCGACAUACACACAGCUGUUGCUACUACACAGACGACAGCGACGACGCAGAUGAACUCAUGGAAAUAAUUGUUCAGUGCCCUGAUGAUGAUACGACAACACUGAAGACAUCCCUUUUCACCACCAAGCUAAUAGAUUGGAGUGAUGUAAUAUUAAUACCGUUUAUGCCGGACAAUAUUCGCCGCAUUGUGGCAGAAGUUGCGCCGCAUGUUAAUGUAGAAAUGGUUGCUGAGGACACUGUACCCAAUCAGAUUAUACCAGAGGACGUUACCAUCCAGCCAGUCAGCGAAAAUGAUUUAGAGAUCGUGAACUCCACUUGGCGCAAUAGCUACAACGGCUCCAUGUGGCUAUUCGAUACGCUGGCUAAAGCAAACUUUGGAUACGGUGUGUUCAAAAACCACGAACUUGUAUCUUGGGUGUUCGUUAACGAAGUUGGAGCGCUAACCCAUCUCUACACCCUGAACGAGCACAGAAGGAUGGGCUUCGCCGAGAUCUUGUUAAAACAAGUGUGCAACACACGUUUGAGAGAAAAUAAAAAUGUUUUCGCGUAUUGUAGAAAGGGGAAUACGAACGCUUGUAAGUUGUAUGAGAAACUCGGCUUCAAGGCGCAUCACGAAGUGCGAUGGUGUUUUUUGAAACCCAAAAUGGAACUUAGUAAAUAA
Molecule: messenger RNA, 1744 nt
Organism: Chilo suppressalis (striped riceborer)
Lineage: Eukaryota; Metazoa; Arthropoda; Insecta; Lepidoptera; Crambidae
Source: the annotation of a GenBank genome assembly